ACCUUAGCGUAACCCACCUAAAGAGCGUGGUUGAGAUAACGUCUCAACCAUUUUGUAAACAAAAAAACUUUAUAAAACCAAUACCACAUGAUCGUGUCUCACUAGUUGCUCUGCUUAGUGUAUAACAAUAUAUAAUAUAUCUACCACACAUAUAUAGACGAAGCACGUCCAGUAAUCGACAAAAAUGGCCUCUCGAAGAAUCUCCGGCGUUAUCUCCCGUUCACUUUCUCUCCGUCCUCUUUCUUCUUCAAUCGUUUCUCAAGGAAAUAGAUCCAGUUUAGUACACAGAUUCACUACUGCUGCAGCACUUGAGGAACCGAUUACUCCGUCUGUUCGUGUUCAUGACACUCAGCUUCUGAUCAAUGGAAAAUUUGUUGAUUCAGCAUCAGGGAAGACAUUUCCGACUUUGGAUCCACGUACAGGGGAAGUCAUAGCCAAUGUCGCUGAAGGCGAUGCAGAAGAUAUCGACCGUGCGGUUGCUGCUGCUCGCAAGGCCUUCGAUGAAGGCCCAUGGCCCAAAAUGACUGCUUACGAGAGAUCGCGUAUACUACUAAGGUUUGCUGAUUUAGUGGAUCAACACAACGAUGACCUCGCAGCUCUCGAGACAUGGGACAAUGGGAAGCCUUAUCUACAGUCUGCUGAAACCGAAGUACCGAUGUUUUCACGUCUAUUUCGGUAUUAUGCUGGUUGGGCGGAUAAGAUCCAUGGGCUAACGGUUCCUGCUGACGGGCCUUACCAUGUGCAAACAUUGCAUGAACCAAUAGGGGUUGCGGGUCAGAUCAUUCCAUGGAACUUUCCUCUUCUUAUGUUUGCUUGGAAAGUUGGACCCGCUCUUGCUACUGGCAACACUAUUGUUUUGAAAACAGCUGAACAAACUCCAUUAACCGCUCUUUAUGCUGCAAGAUUGCUCCAUGAGGCGGGUCUUCCUCCUGGUGUUCUUAAUGUGGUUUCAGGCUACGGUCCGACUGCCGGUGCAGCUCUUGCGGGCCAUAUGGAUGUGGAUAAGAUUGCUUUUACUGGAUCGACAGACACUGGUAAAAUUGUUCAUGAAUUGGCUGCAAAAAGCAAUCUUAAACCAGCGACUUUAGAGCUUGGAGGGAAAUCGCCUUUUAUCGUGUGUGAAGAUGCUGACAUUGAUAAGGCUGUAGAACAAGCACACUUUGCUCUCUUCUUUAAUCAAGGUCAAUGUUGCUGUGCGGGUUCUCGUACAUUCGUUCAUGAGCGUGUCUAUGACGAGUUUCUGGAGAAAGCAAAAGCACGGGCUCAAAGCCGUAGCGUCGGUGAUCCUUUCCAAAAGGGCAUUGAACAAGGACCUCAGAUUGACUCGGAGCAAUAUGAAAAAAUUUUACGUUACAUAAAAUCUGGAAUUGAAAGCAAUGCUACCCUUGAAUGCGGAGGUGACAAAGUCGGGUCCAAAGGCUACUACAUCCAACCGACUGUUUUCUCUAAUGUUAAGGAUGAUAUGCUGAUAGCCCAAGACGAGAUCUUCGGCCCUGUUCAAAGCAUCUUGAAAUUCAAGGAGCUACCUGAGGUGAUAAAAAGGGCAAAUACGACCCGAUAUGGACUUGCAGCUGGUGUGUUCACUCAAAACAUUGAUGUGGCUAACACGUUGAGUCGUGCGUUGAGGGCUGGAACUGUUUGGGUGAAUUGCUUUGAUGUGUUUGAUGCUGCAAUCCCAUUUGGAGGGUACAAGAUGAGUGGUAUUGGAAGGGAAAAGGGUGUAUACAGCCUUAAUAAUUACUUACAGGUGAAGGCUGUUGUUACCUCCUUGAAAAAUCCGGCUUGGUUGUAAUUAUCCGAGAGAAUCGUAUGUUACAUUAGUCGCGGUGUUGUGUAACGAGAACAAGAAUAAUGUUAUUGUGUUUAUGCUAUUUUAUGUUUUCUAGUAAUGUAUAUCGAAUAAUGACCGCAACGAGAAUCUGAUUGGAAAGCAGUCAUAAAUGGGAAUUUAUAGUGUAGAUGGAAAAUUAACUCUUAAGGUGAUAUCUUAAUUGUACCAAAAUCAUUCUGAA
Molecule: messenger RNA, 2012 nt
Organism: Helianthus annuus (common sunflower)
Lineage: Eukaryota; Viridiplantae; Streptophyta; Magnoliopsida; Asterales; Asteraceae
Product: aldehyde dehydrogenase family 2 member B4, mitochondrial
Exons: 11
Coding region: 185-1792 (535 amino acids)
Molecular function (GO): aldehyde dehydrogenase (NAD+) activity
Source: RefSeq, a predicted model, not a curated record